Physcomitrium patens is the source of this 2983-nucleotide messenger RNA. Lineage: Eukaryota; Viridiplantae; Streptophyta; Bryopsida; Funariales; Funariaceae. The record is from RefSeq and is a predicted model, not a curated record.
CUCUCUCUUCAUCGUGCUUAGCUGUAGCCAGUCUUGUUCAGUCUUCCGUUUCCGUGUCGUGGCGAUCACUGCCUGACGGUUUUUAUUCAUUUUAGGAACCGCUUUGCUUGCCUCCUCUUGUUCAUUGGUCUUACGGUACAUGCUCGACAGUUAGGAACAAUUUUCUCUUACAUAUCCAAACUUGGGCCUGAAUAGGUCGUUCCGAAGCUUUCCGACGGUUUCUGAUCUCGCAAUUGGGAUCUUGGAGCCGAAUGUUAUGUGGUAAAAAGAUCGUUUUUUCGCAACCAGCGGUUUCAGCUUUAUCGCAAUGGCUUGGGACCGUGAUUGAUUUCAAUGUUUUAAUAGCAGGAGGCUUAUGCGAAUAAUCUUGAGAAGUUGCUUGCUGUUGUGGGGUUGCAAGAGAGAGAGAGAGAGAGAGAGCGGAGAACGGUGGAAACUGCUGCUAUAACCUGAAACCUGCUUGGUCGGAUAUUGCUCUCGCACCAAUUGAUUUUCUGUAGAGAACUGAGUAUGUUCUUUGUAGAAAAGUAGUUUUUUUGAACCUGUGCUAUCCUACUUGUGAACUUAAGGAUUACGAGCCACACUCAAGGUAGGAAGGGACUAAUUGCAACUUCUCUAUCAAAAAAAUUGAACGAAUAAGAAGUUUCUUGUGGGGAUGAGCCCCAAGAGUGGAUUAUUCUAGUUUUAUUUGCGGAGGGAUAGUAUGUAUAGCCCUCAGACGUCGUCGCUAUCGACGCACAGCCGGACUGCGAAGGCACCAUCAAUGUUUCCUACCUCGUCACGGUCAUCUGAACAUACGGAUAGGAAAGCACCCGACGUGGCAGAGGCUCACGUAUUUACGAUCGACCAUCAAAUGGCACUUCCUUCUUCGUCGAGCGAGAAACAGCCAGCCACGCCGAAAGAAAAAGAGAAGUCAGUGACAGCGACUCCAGGGAGACGACACGUCGUGUACAAGGCUGGUUCAGUCGUCUCGCCGAGCCAUUCCUUGGAAUCCCCGCAGUCUCUAUUUUUGUCUCCAUUACCUGCCCCCCACCAAUACAUGUCCACUUCGCAGGGGCUGCCCACGAAAGACUUGGAGAAUGGGAAUAAUUCGGGAGCCACGGGUGAGGGUGCAGACGAAGAGGACAAGAAGCAGCGGGAAAGUCACAAAAAGAGGAGCAAGAAUUGGACGCGGCCCGAGUCGCUGCAGCUUAUUCGCCUCCGUACACAGCUUGAACCGAGAUUCGCAAAGAGCGGUCGUAAGACCGAGCUUUGGGAUGAGAUUGCCGAAGCCUUGCAGAAGGAGAACUUCACCCGCGACGCACAGCAAUGCCGGGACAAGUGGGAGAAGCUGACUGCUGGGUACAAGGAAGUGCGAGAUGGGAUAAAGGACAAGGAGGAUAAUCCUUUCUACGACGAUCUGCACUCUCUUCUCUCCGGAAAGUCUGUGAAGCGAGACCGGGAGAAGGAGCGCGACGAGCUGCCUGUUCGAGAACUGCGCAAAGGCUCUGCGCAUGACACUGCCCUGGCGAUGAAGGACGAGAAAAUGGAACCCCUUCAGAAGUCGAGCGAAACGCACGACGAGGAUCUUGACGAAGGAGCAGACGAACCAGCUCGCAAGAGGAAGAAACCUGAACCCCAGUUCAUGUCUGUCACGGACAUGGAGGCGGUGCAAAGAGUGGUUGAGACCGUAAUCACCCGGCAACAAAACUUUUUCCGGGAGCUUCUGGAUGCUAUGGAGCGGAAAGAGCAGAUGCGAGAGCAAAUGCGGCAGGAGAAGGAGGACAAAUGGCGGGCCGAAGAGCGAGCCCAACGAGGGGUGUUUAACAACGCAAUGAUCAUCCUCACUCAAAAGCUCGUGGGUGAGCAGAUCGGUGCAAGCUUGGCGAUGGCACCCAGUGCUACUACCCCUACUGUUCAAUCUGAAUCCCCACCUCCACUUAUUGUGAAUAGCCCCGAGGGUCCCCAGGGCGCCCCGAAACGCCGCUCCAAGAACUGGAAACGCGCUGAAGUCCUGCAGCUCAUCAAACUGCGCGGGGAGAUGGACAGUCGAUUCGCGCAUUCCACUCGCCGUGCUGCUCUCUGGGACGAGCUUGCGGAGCGUCUAUUGGUGCAAGGGAUCAAGCGAGAUGGCAAGCAAUGCAGAGAGAAGUGGGACAAGCUCAUGGCUGAAUACAAGGAUGUCACGGAUGGCAAACGUGAUCAGCGAGAGAGUCCUUACUAUGCUGAACUUACUGCGAUCCUCGGCCGGCCGGUUGAGGCCCCAUGAUCUGAGUUGUGCUAUCUUUACCUCCACAGCUACCAAUAUGAAUAGGGGUACGAGACUUGGAUGAGACCCACCCAGGUUUGCGAAGCGUUGAAUUGUCAAAGAUGACGGAAUUUUUGCGCCAUGAAAGACGUGCCAUGUGACGUAUGAGAUUAAUGCGUGAUUACAUGUAGAGUUGAAGCUGUCGACAUUGUUGAUGUUUUGGUUCUACUCGGCGAAGAUAUAUUGCGGACUACUAGGAGCCUCUCACAGCCAUGGGAUUACAUGUUGACAGGGGUGCUGAUGGUUGUGAAGCAUCACGCGGCGGGAGAUUAUUGUUUGGGUUCCCUCCAUUGUGAGGAGUCCCUCAGUGGAGCUGGGGUGGUGGAUAGCUUGGGGUGGACAGAUCCUAGAUUCCAUGGCAAUUUUUCUGUGUAAGUGGGUUCGAUUCACCCUGUCCUGUUCAGUUUACUUGGGUCGCAACCCCAUCCUCCCUUAUGAUUUGAAACAUUCUUUUGCAUAUAAUGUAAGAUACCAGUACCGGCAUUUUUUAAAAGAAGAAAGGAAAUUCGGUUGGUCGGAGCUGCGUUCAGUUUUUGGUUUUUUUGGAUCGGAAUCUGUAUUUUAUACCCAUUUCUCUAUAUGUUUGCGAUUUGCGUCCACAGUAAAUACUCGAUGUCCUACUAAACUACCUUAAAAAGAAUUAAAAUUGGAAGGUGUUGACUUUUCUGACUAUUUCCAAUUGUGUCCAAACCCUAA